Calypte anna (Anna's hummingbird) is the source of this 3865-nucleotide messenger RNA. RefSeq names its product adrenoceptor alpha 1D (gene ADRA1D). The coding region runs from base 345 to 1880 and encodes 511 amino acids. The transcript is spliced from 2 exons. Gene Ontology annotation, molecular function: alpha1-adrenergic receptor activity. Gene Ontology annotation, biological process: adenylate cyclase-activating adrenergic receptor signaling pathway; positive regulation of cytosolic calcium ion concentration; phospholipase C-activating G protein-coupled receptor signaling pathway. The record is from RefSeq and is a predicted model, not a curated record. NCBI's taxonomy places the organism in Eukaryota, Metazoa, Chordata, Aves, Apodiformes, Trochilidae. Gene Ontology annotation, cellular component: membrane.
GGAGCUCUCCCGUAGGAGCGGGCAGGCGAGCGGAGCCGCCGGGCGCUGCCCAGCGCAGCCCCCCCGGAGCAUGCGAGGGCAUCGGGGGGGCACCCACCUCGCUGCCCCCACCCCGGGUGGGUCGGCUACGGGGCUGAGAGGCGGCCAGAGGCUGUGGUGGGGAGGGGGACGAGGAGGGGAGCGUUCUGCCCACCCUCCAACCCUCCAGCUUUGCCCCCGGAGGGGCGUGGGGGGGAGAGAGGUGCCGAGCGAGUUUUGGAGGGGGCCGUGGGGAUCAUGUCGGGGGGUUUGAACCUCGGCAUCGCUUUCUCCUCACCCUCCAUGGAGCCCGGACUUUUUUUACAAUGACUUUCCCUAUGCUGAGCAAUGGCAGCUUGAGUGGGAACCGGACGGGACAGGGCAGCCAGAGCGGUACCAACCAGUCCUGGGGGCUGCAAGGUGAGGAGACCCCCGAGGGCAACGGCACCGCGCUGACUUUCGCUUUGGAUGUGCAGACGGUGGGAGUCGGGGUCUUCCUGGCUGUCUUCAUCCUCUCGGCCAUCGUGGGGAACAUCCUCGUCAUCCUCUCGGUGGUUUGCAACCGGCACCUCCAGACGGUCACCAACUACUUCAUCGUCAACCUGGCGAUCGCCGACCUGCUGCUCAGCACCACCGUGCUGCCCUUCUCGGCCACCUUGGAGGUACUGGGUUUCUGGGUGUUUGGGCGGAUCUUCUGCAACAUCUGGGCAGCUGUGGACGUGCUGUGCUGCUCUGCCUCCAUCAUGAGCCUCUGUAUCAUCUCCGUGGACAGGUACAUCGGGGUCAAGUACUCCCUCAAGUACCCCACAAUCAUGACCGAGAGGAAGGCUGGGGUCAUCCUCGUGGUGGUCUGGCUCUCCUCCAUGGUCAUCUCCAUCGGGCCACUGCUGGGCUGGAAGGAGCCACCACCACCGGAUGAAAGCAUCUGUAGCAUCACGGAGGAGCCGGGCUAUGCCCUCUUCUCCUCCCUUUUUUCCUUCUAUCUGCCCCUCAUGGUCAUCCUGGUGAUGUACUUCAGGAUCUACGUGGUGGCCAGGCGGACCACCCAGAGCUUGGAGGCAGGGGUCAAGAAGGAGAGGAAUAAAUCCAUGGAAGUGGUGCUGCGCAUCCACUGCCGCAGCGUGCUGGAGGAGCAUCUCUCCAGCACCCGGAGCAAGGGGCACAACUUCAGGAGUUCCCUUUCUGUCAGGCUCCUCAAGUUCUCCCGGGAGAAAAAAGCAGCCAAGACUCUUGCCAUCGUCGUGGGAGUGUUCAUCCUCUGCUGGUUCCCCUUCUUCUUCGUCCUGCCUUUUGGUUCUUUUUUCCCAUCUCUGAAGCCCUCUGAAAUGGUCUUCAAGAUCAUCUUCUGGCUGGGAUACUUCAACAGCUGCGUCAACCCCAUCAUCUACCCUUGCUCCAGCAAGGAGUUCAAGAGAGCUUUCAUCAGGCUGCUGAAAUGCCAGUGCCAGAGGAGAAGAAGACCCAUCUGGAGGGUCUACGACCACCAUUGGAGAGGAGCCUCCAUCAACAGCUCGGGGCAAGACCCCGAGACAGACCCGAGGCCCAGGAUUAGCACCCUCAACAGCUCCUUCAUAUUGAACUCCUCCUUGCAGGAGAGAGCCAGCAAGAGGAGGACACUCAGCUUCAAGGGCUGGAAAAUGCUCACUCCUUUCCAGAAACCAGCAUCCACCCAGCUGAAGGAGAAGAUGAACAGCCUCUCCAACAAAAUCCGGGGUGGCUCCAGCAAAGGGGGGGUGACAGCCACCUACAAAACAGAGGUGGAGUCUGUCUCCAUUGGGAUCCCUCAGGAUUUUGUGGAGACCAUUGACUUCCAAACCUAUGAGCUACCAGAUUGCUGCAGGCUCCGGGAAACAGAUAUCUGAAGGCACUGGGACAGCUCUUGAUGGUUUCUGUAGAUCCAGAUGGCUGAAAAACGAAGGGGUGGCACCUGUGGGUCUGUCAGGCAGAUGGGGAGCAGCAAUCAGGUAGAAAAAUGCAGUUGCCCAAAGGUUUUCUGAGCAUCUCCCAUCCCUUCUCUGGGAUUCUGGGUUCCUCCAAAUAAAAUAAAAUAAAGAAAAAAAAAAGGUGGAUUCCAUUCCAAUGGGCCUCAGCAUUGAGGGGAAGAUGGAGGGUGGCUAUGGCCCUAGGGCAAGAGCUGCUCCCUCCAGUGGGUGUUUAUUUUUCACCCUGGAAGAAGCUGUGAAAUUAAAGGAAAUCAGGAUGUCUCCUUUGCCUUAAAAACACCACCAGAAAAAUCGAAAGGAAAGGUGAAACCCCAAAAGAUGCCAACCCUGCCUUAGUACACGUGGUCCUGUGUCCAUCCAGAGGCAGCACCCAGAAAGGACUCAGCAGAGCAGCAGCUGGCAGCUGAUCCUUGGGAUAACAGGUUGGGAACCUGGAGGUCUUACAGGGCUGGGCAGGACCUCCAGCUUUGGAGAGUGAGCAGCCUGUGGCAUUCCCAAGCAAGGGGAGGAGGAUUUGGGCUCUCAGCCAUCAUGUCUGGCAUGACCACAGCUUUCCCCCCACAUGCUCCCCCAUGACCAUGCAGAUGUACGUGUAGACACAUCCCCACUGUGCUGCAUUUACAUCUUUAAAUGUCCUCCAAAACAGCAGAAACUCUCCCACAAAUGAAGAUUUUCCAGGGGCUUUGAGCAGUUGCUGGCAAACAGUUCACUCCCAGGAAUGAGUUGAAAUCAUUACUUACCCUUUUUCCUUGUAAAUAUACUUCUUUCUUCUUUUUUUUUUCCAAUUUUGAAAGAUUUACAUCUACAGCCCCCCAGCCCCUUGAAAGCCUCCAGAAGGAAAAGUUUAGCCUGGAGGUUUGUUGCCUCACCAUCCCAGUUCUUUAUAGACCUACAGGGGAGAAAAUGAGGAUAAAACCUAUUUAAGCCCACAGAUGAAUGCCCAAACUCUGGCUCAUUUACUCACUGCAUUUGAUCAGGCCCCAGGAGAUUCCUUAGGAGAUGCUGUAGGAAAGUCUUGAGCUCUCUGUGCUGCAUUCAGGCAGAAUUCUUCUUCUCCCCUUAGCCUGGGUCUCCAUUUUAUUGAGCAUCCUGCAGCAGGAGAAGCAUCACCAGGACUGGGUUCUGAGGCUCUUCAUGUAGAGCUUCAUUUAGAGAAGAUGGAGCUGCCUUUGCAGGCAGGGGAAGAAGGAGCACAUUGGAGGAAACACGACCUGAGUGCCUCCAGUUGUGCUUUUCCCUCUGAUUCCCAUCAUCUCCAAGCUCUCAAGUUGGGAGAAAUGGGCUCAGAGGAGGUCAAGUUGUUCUGCUCCCACCUCCUCCUCCUCCUCUCCUGGCUGUGACCAGCUAAAAGCCUGGCCCUAAUUCUCCCAGUUUCCCCAGGAGCCCUUUCCCCAAAACACCUGUACCUUGGUUACCCAGGUGCUCUGACCUCAUGCUGUUGCUCUGACAUCACUAUUGCAUCAUCAGCCCUUGCUGUGACAUCACUAUUACAUCAUCAGCCCUUGCUGCUUCCACCAAGCCAACGUGGAGGAUGCUGAGCAGCAGCUUUGCCAUCACUGAUCUGUCCUGAGUCCUGGAUUUAAGGGGGGGGAAAAAAAAGUCCCUGACAGCUUGAGCUGGACUGCAGUUGGGUUGCAUUCCUAUUGUUUACAGUGUGUAUAUAAGUGUACAUUUUCUUUAGCAGACCUUGGAAUUUUGUAUGUAUAGAUUUUUAUUUUUCAUCCCUGGAUGUAUUUAUUAGCCAGAGUAUUUCUGUUUGGUUCCUUGGAUUGUUUUUUGUUUAUUUGGGUGUUUUGGUUUUGGUUUUUUGGGUUUUUUUUUUUUUCUGUCAGGUUGAUGUAAGCUCUAUGAAACAGAACGCACCGAUUUUUGUUUGUUUGUACCAAAUACAUGCACAGAUCUGU